Molecule: messenger RNA, 632 nt
Organism: Danaus plexippus (monarch butterfly)
Lineage: Eukaryota; Metazoa; Arthropoda; Insecta; Lepidoptera; Nymphalidae
Product: acyl-coenzyme A thioesterase 13-like
Exons: 3
Coding region: 119-547 (142 amino acids)
Molecular function (GO): fatty acyl-CoA hydrolase activity
Source: RefSeq, a predicted model, not a curated record
UAGGUAAACUUGAAGUUUCAAUGUCAAAUGUCACGAAAAAAGUCUUAUGUAAAGAUUCACGACAAAAGUAAUAUGUAAUGUAAGCAAAGUGCGUUUGGUCGUUUAUUGUGAUUUCAUCAUGACAAGCAAAGCUGCAAAAGUUGGCGAACUUUUUGCUAAAACAAUCGCCAGUACAAAAUGUUUUGACCAUAACCUAAAAAAAUUGAAGGUUGUGUGCUGUGAUAGUGGAAGACUGGUAACAGAAUUUCAAGUUGGUCCAGAACAUUUAAACCAAAGAGGAACUCUCCACGGAGGUUUUAUAGCUCAUUUAGUAGAUGCUAUAUCUACAUAUGCUUUAACUGCCAAUGAAGGUGUUGAAACUAGAGGGGUUUCAAUAGAUCUCAGCAUAAGUUAUAUGAAUGCUGCAAGGGAAGGAGACAAUGUUGAAGUUGAAGCAAUAACACGGAAGCUAGGCAAGAAGGUAGCAUUCUUGGAAGUUGAAGUCAGAAAUAAAGAUAAAAAUCAACUUUUAGCCACUGGGCGCCAUACCAAAUAUGUUGGAAUUUGAAAUAUUUAGACAUUACGUAUAUAGUGUAGUGUAUAUAGUGGUAGCAAUUAUCUAAUUAAGUUUAAUAAAUCAUUGACUCGUUAAA